Molecule: messenger RNA, 2324 nt
Organism: Protopterus annectens (West African lungfish)
Lineage: Eukaryota; Metazoa; Chordata; Ceratodontiformes; Protopteridae
Product: cytochrome P450 4B1-like
Exons: 12
Coding region: 253-1809 (518 amino acids)
Molecular function (GO): monooxygenase activity; oxidoreductase activity, acting on paired donors, with incorporation or reduction of molecular oxygen; heme binding
Source: RefSeq, a predicted model, not a curated record
CCCUCCCACCACAAGGCAAACAGAGUGACUUCAUACGGCUUAUGUGAAAGCUUUAAUGUAUGACGCUAAUACUCCUGGUUAGUUUUAUAGUAGCUUACAUCAGAAAUGGGCAGGACACAUGGAUGUUACCUAUUAAGGUGACGGUGGUGUUUCAGUUAUCCUUGUGUACCGUGGGAAAGAGACGGACUGAAGUAGUAGCUAGCGAGCGCAGGACACUAGAAUCUUGAGACGAGAGCUUCGUGACUUUACACCAUGUUGACUUCUGUGGCAGAGAGCGCUGCUCGGCUCACCGGAUCUGUUAUGGAUUCAGUCUCUGGUUUACAGUUGUUGGGCUUGCUGUGCAUAGUUUACAUUGUAUUCAGUGCAGCCAAACUGUUUUACAGAAGAAGGGAACAAAUCAAUGCCUUGGCGGAUUUUCCUGGUCCCAAGCCCCACUGGCUGUACGGCCAUGCAGUUGAGAAAGAGGAAAAUCUUUUAAACUUUAUCUAUGAAACUUCUAAACAGUACCGCUAUGCAUGUCCUCUUUGGAGUGGUCCGUUUAUGUCUUCACUGUUUACCACUCAUCCGGAAUAUGCCAAAGUAGUUUUUGGUAGUUCAGAGCCCAAGGAUAAUGUAGUAUAUCAGUGGAUCGUUCCUUGGAUUGGAAAAGGGCUGCUGGUUUUAUCUGGACAGAAGUGGUUCCAACACAGAAGAAUGCUGACUCCUGCAUUUCACUAUGAUGUUCUAAAACCUUAUGUCAGAGUGGUUGCAGACUCUGUCAACAUCAUGCUGGAUAAAUGGGAAAAACACUUUACUAUGAAUGAGUCUUUGGAUAUAUAUCCAGAUGUCAGCCUGAUGUCUCUGGACAGCAUCAUGAAAUGUGCUUUCAGUUGCAACAGCAAUUGCCAGAUUAAGAGUGACAAUCCUUAUAUCAAAGCAGUUUAUGCUCUCACUGCCUUAACCCGGUUCAGAGUCCGAUGCUUUCCUUAUCACAACAGUCUGAUCUUCCACCUUAGUCCUCAUGGCUUUAAGUUUCGGAAGGCUUGCAGCCUUGCACAUGCUCAUACAGGAAAAGUGAUACAACAGAGGAAAGAAAUCCUUAAAGAUGAAAAAGAAUUGGAGAAAAUCCAGCAGAAGCGCUACCUUGAUUUCCUUGAUAUCCUGCUGUUUGCCAGAGAUGAAGAUGGAAAGGGGCUGUCUGAUAAAGACAUCUGUGCUGAGGUUGAUACAUUCAUGUUUGAAGGACAUGACACUACGUCAAGUGGCAUUUCAUGGAUCCUCUACUGUAUGGCCAUGUACCCAGAACACCAGACAAAAUGUAGGGAAGAGAUCCAGGAAAUUCUUGCUGGAAGAAACACAUUGGAGUGGAGUGACCUCAGCAAGCUGACGUACACUACCAUGGUUAUUAAAGAAUGCCUGAGACUUUACCCUCCUGUACCUGGCGUGGGAAGAGUAACCACUAAAAGAAUGACCUUUCCUGAUGGGAGAUCAGUGCCAGCAGGUUCAAGAAUUGGAGUUAGUAUAUACAGCAUUCAUAGACAGCCAGACAUCUGGGAAGACCCAGAGGUGUUUGAUCCUUUAAGAUUUUCACCAGAGAGGUCUGCCAACAGACAUUCAUAUGCCUUUAUACCAUUUGCUGCAGGAGGAAGAAACUGUAUUGGCCAACAAUUUGCUAUGAAUGAGAUGAAAGUAGCCACAGCACUGACACUGGCCCGGUUUGAAUUGGCACCAGAUCUAGCCAAGCCCCCUAUUAAAAUCCCACAGCUGGUUCUCCGAUCAAAAAAUGGAAUACACCUUAAGCUUAAAGUUAUUAAUACAGUGAAAGCCUAAAAUGGACAAAAGUAUAACUUAAUCAUUUUUGAAACUUAAAAGAUUUUGACAGAAUCUAUAAAAAGAGAUGUAUUAUAUAUUUUUGAGCCUAUGGAGUAAAUGCUUUUUAACCAAGAAAUGUUCGUAAAACUGUUUGAAAUAUGACCCCCUAAAAAGUACCUCAGUAAAUUGUAUUGGUUUGUUCAAAGACUAAUCUAUUGAAAAUGUGUUGCCUGUGAGAGUCCAGUAGAUGAAACACUGUAAUAGAUAUACUGUUUGACUAUGAUAAAGUAACAAUUAUGAAAGCCAAAAUAGUGGUUGCAUUGUCUUCAUUUCUUUCAUGAAAUAUGAGAAAACAAUAACUUCAUCUCCUUUCAAAUGCAAAUUAACUCACACCAGAAUAAUCCCCUUUUUUAUAGUCAUAAGAGUAUUCUUCCUUUGACUGUGAAGUCACAUAAGCUUUGUCUACAGACAGUAGCUGUGAUGGUGAUGAUUUUUUUAUGGUAGUACUUCAGCUUUCACACACAAACUGCCAU